Messenger RNA from Paramecium tetraurelia, 1938 nucleotides. RefSeq lists its product as uncharacterized. Gene Ontology annotation, molecular function: hydrolase activity; ATP binding; DNA binding. The transcript is spliced from 2 exons. NCBI's taxonomy places the organism in Eukaryota, Ciliophora, Oligohymenophorea, Peniculida, Parameciidae. Gene Ontology annotation, cellular component: transcription factor TFIIH holo complex; transcription preinitiation complex; nucleotide-excision repair factor 3 complex. The record is from RefSeq and is a predicted model, not a curated record. Gene Ontology annotation, biological process: nucleotide-excision repair; transcription initiation at RNA polymerase II promoter.
AUGAGAAUAGAUGAGCCUCAAAAUGAAUAGCAACUGAAAAAAACUAAAAACAGUAAUGACACUUAAUGGAAGAAGUAUGAAAUCAUAUUAGAAAAAUUCCAUCGAGAUGCAGCUGCUGCAGAAGAAACCUUGAUAUAAUUUGCGGAGCCGAGUUCCACAACCACCAACAUUCAGACUUUCAUCAUUACAUUUUAUUCUCUAUAUACUGCAAUGACUCUUGGCUGGAAUGAAGAGCGCAUUAAAAGUGAAAUCGACAGAUUAGCUAAGAAUGAGAGAAUUCCAAAGGACAUUACUGAUUUCAUUGAAAAGAAUACUCAAUAUUUCAACAGAGCGUAUUUUUAUUUGGAAAAAGACUCUUAUUACAUUGACAUAGAAAUGAAAUUAUUGUAAGAAUUGAAACACCGAAAAUUUGGGUAGAUGCACAACUUAACAAGCAUUGAGAAUUACGAGAGAUAAGAUAGCCUAUUGAAUGACAACAAAACAUUUGUUAAAUUUAAAAUCAAAGCUAAUGAACACUUUAGUGUUAAUAGAGAAUUGGUGGAAGAUUUCAAUGUACCUGUUAAACAAGAAUUCGAUUAUCUAAAAGACUUGGAAAAUACAAAGCAAGACAUAUAAAAGAAGCUGUAACAAUUUAGAAUGAAGGCUAUCUAUUAGUUAUAUAGUCAUUAGAAUAGAGCCUUGAAGAAAAUAUUCUAAAAUGACAAAGCUCAUUCUGGAGUUAUUAUUUUACCUUGUGGUGCAGGCAAAACUCUGCUUGGAAUCAAUGUGGCUUUAAAAAUCAAGAGAAAAACACUUAUUAUAUGCGAUUAGGUUAAUGAUGUCUAUUAAUGGUAAAAGUCUUUUAUUAAGUUUACGGAAAUGGAUAAAAACAAUUUAGCUAUUAUUUUGAGAACCUAAUAAGAAGUACCUAUGGCAGUCUUAGGAAGGGAACACAUCAUAGUGAUUACAAACAAGGACAUGAUUUCAUCAAAUAGAAAGGACAUCAAACAUGUAACUACUUUGGAAUGGCCAUUAUUGAUUAUGGAUGAAGUCCAUGGUUUGCCUGCAGAAUAGAUAAAUGCUGAAAUUUCAAAAUUGAAAGCAAAUAUGAAAAUUGGUCUAACUGCAACACCUUACAGAUAGGAUAAUAAAAUCAAGGAGAUUUUUUAUAAAGUAGGUCCUAAAUUACAUGAAUCCAUGAUUGUGGAUCUUAAAUAAAUGGGAUAUGUCAGUAAAAUCUAUUGCAUCUAAGUUUAUGUUGGCAUGUAGGAUCUGUAUAAACAAAAAUAUGAGGAGUACAGAAGAGUCAAUAAUCAAUUUGUUACUAAUACUUUGUAUUAAAUGAAUCCUAAAAAAUUCGAAGUCUUAUAAAGUUUAAUCAAUAUACACAGAACUAGAAAGGAUAAGAUCCUGGUAUUCUGUGAGAAAGUCAACAAAUUAGCAGAUACUGGCACUCUUGAGAAAUUUGCUAAACUUAAUAAUUGUCCUAUUAUUAGUCAGAAGGUUGAAUAAACAGAAAGAUCAGCUAUCUAUAAAUUAUAUCAAGAGGAUAAAUUAGAUGUUAUUAUUUUCGGUUAGAUUGCCGAUCAAGGUUUGGAUUUGCCAUCUGCAAAUGUGGGAAUUCAGAUUAGUUUUAAUUUCAAGUCUGUUCGAUAAGAGUUUUAAAGAAUGGGUAGAAUUCAAAGAAAAAAGGAAAAUUAAAUUGGGGAGUAUGAUUGUUUCUUCUAUUCAAUUGUAACUAAGGGAACAAGAGAAGUAGAAAUACAAUUUGAGAGAUAAAUUGCCGUAAUUAAUUAGGGAUACCCUUAUGAAAUUAUUUCAGCAGACGAACUCAAACCUCCUCAAUCAGAAGCAGAUAAAAAAUUAUAAUUGGAUAAGAUUGUAGAUGAAAUGCAAAGGAAGGUUCUAGAGACUUGCACAUAGAAAGGAGAUGAUGAUAGGGAAGAAGAUGGUUAUUGA